Molecule: messenger RNA, 1968 nt
Organism: Henningerozyma blattae CBS 6284
Lineage: Eukaryota; Fungi; Ascomycota; Saccharomycetes; Saccharomycetales; Saccharomycetaceae
Gene: MUS81
Product: Mus81p
Exons: 1
Coding region: 1-1968 (655 amino acids)
Biological process (GO): mitotic intra-S DNA damage checkpoint signaling; double-strand break repair via break-induced replication; DNA catabolic process
Cellular component (GO): Holliday junction resolvase complex; nucleus
Molecular function (GO): 3'-flap endonuclease activity; DNA binding; crossover junction DNA endonuclease activity
Source: RefSeq, a predicted model, not a curated record
AUGCCUCUACCGAAUGAUUUAAAACCAUUAUACAUUCAAUGGCUGCAAGAAUUAUUAGAUAAACUUGAUGUUAGACAAGAGCAACUUUCAAAUACUUAUACAAAGGCCAAAAAAAAUCUAGAAGAUGCUGAAGGAAUAUUUUAUCAUCCAAAUGAUUUGAAAAGAGUUAAAGGGAUUGGGAAUACGAUCAUGAAACGUCUGGAACGUAAAUUGGAAAAUCAUUGUAAAGAGCUUGGAUGCCCUUUACCUGAUCAAUAUGUAUCAAUGAAUACUAUUAACACAGAUGGGCAAUUGAACAGGCCAGCAAAGGCAUUAAGAAAUUCAACGACUAUAACAACAAGUGGAAGCUCAUCUAAGGAAUCUAAUGAUGAGGAACAAAUUCAAAGAAAAAAAAAUGGUACCAUAAGAAAGCCAAGAAAGUAUAUACCAAAAAAGAAUAGCGGUGGUUAUGCAAUACUUCUUUCGUUAUUAGAAAAUAAAGCUAUAAGAAGAGGCAUUACUAAGGAUAAUAUUAUCUCUACAGGUCAAAAAUAUUCAACACAUAGUAUGACACCAAACUUUUCUACAAGAGAAUUACAUUCUGCAUGGUCUUCUAUUAACUCCUUAUUGAAACAUGAAUUAGUCUUUGAAGAAGGUAGGCCUAAAAAAUAUACAUUAACUGAAAAAGGUCUUGAUUUAGCUAAAAUGUUAAAAGUUGCUGAUAAAAUUGUUUUUGAUAAUGAAAAUAAUGAAAAUCAUUCAAAUCAAGAUGGAUCUAAUUCCUCAUUUACAAGUGUCGAACUGACAGCAGAUUUAAGUGCGUUGGAAAAUAGUGUUCAUAACCCUUUGAAUAGAGAUCGGCAUGCGAAUAAUAAUGAAAAUACUCUUGAUGAGACUAAUUUUACAUUCAAUAUUUCUAAGAGUUCACCACAAAUGGUAAGUGGUACACCAAUUAAAAGAAAUAGAAGUUUAAUUGACUCAUCACCAAUUAAAAAUAAAAGAAGCUUAAAUGAUUCAUCACCAAUAGCUAAGAGAUCCAAAACUUUCCCUACAGAAACACUCAACUCAAAUCGAUCACAUACAAUCCGUAAAAGGUUUGCUGGGAUAAGUUAUGAACUUUGGCCUCAUGAUACUUAUGAGAUAUAUCCGAUACUUGAUCAUCGAGAAAUCAAGUCCCAAAAAGAUCGAGAUUUCUUCAUGAAUGCUUUAUUGAGAAAGGGGAUGAAAUCCGAAUGCAAGCAAUUAUCAUUGGGAGAUAUUGUCUGGGUUGCAAGCAAUAAAAGAACAAACGCUAAAUGCUUAUUGAAUACGAUUAUUGAAAGGAAAAGAUUGGAUGAUCUAGCAUAUAGUAUUAGAGAUAAUCGGUUUAUGGAACAAAAGAUUCGUCUUGAAAAAUCAGCAUGCCCCAACAAAUAUUAUCUAAUUGAAGAAACUAUGGGUAGUUCUGUAGCCAAUAUGGGUGAGGCAUUAAAGACUGCAUUAUGGAAUAUUUUGGUAUAUGCCAGAUUUUCCAUUAUAAGAACUCAUAAUUCAGAUGAUACUGUAGAAGAAUUAUUUGCAUUACAAAAAGUCAUUACAAGACAAUAUGCCGGCAAGGAUCUUAUUGUGGUAUACCCUUACGAGUUGACAAAGCAGGAAGAUUUUGGUAAUAUUCUCCACAAGUUUAGAGGAGAGUUUGAGAAAAAUAAGAACAUCCAAUGUUGCCAAGAUUUCGAAACUUUCCAAGAUAUCAUGGGUAAAGGUGAUUCCAGAACUAUUGGUGAACUAACCAUCAAUAUCCUUAUGUUUGUGAAGGGGGUCUCUUUGGAAAAGGCAGUCACUAUCCAAUCUAAAUUCCCCACGUUAUAUCACAUUCUUAAUGCAUACAAGAGAUGUAGGUCGGAACAAGAAGCACAACUCUUGAUGUUUACACAUUUUAAAGACGCGCCAGGUAACAAGAAGAUAACAAAGAGCCUCUCUGAAAAGAUUUCCCAAGUUUUUCAUACGUAG